Molecule: messenger RNA, 5108 nt
Organism: Musa acuminata AAA Group (dessert banana)
Lineage: Eukaryota; Viridiplantae; Streptophyta; Magnoliopsida; Zingiberales; Musaceae
Exons: 8
Coding region: 102-437 (111 amino acids)
Source: RefSeq, a predicted model, not a curated record
UUAUUCACCAACCGAAAGAGAGAAGAAGAUGUCUCUUCAACGCCGACGAAGAAGAGAUCGGUGCUGGAGUACCUGUCAAGUUAUCUGGGUAUGGUGUGGGGAUGAGGGGGUGCUACGGCGAUCCAGAUGACAUGCAUGGACUACCUGGAGGAAUUGAUGAAGGAAUUCUUGAGGUAAUGCGCUGGAACCUAAGGUAUUUGUGGAUUUGGAAGGUCAAUCUUUACCACAAAGGACUUGUAAGGACAAUACAGACAAGGCAUUUGGUGACUGCUCAAUACCACAAGAGAAGACAAACUCAGAGAUCAAUGCUGAAUUGGAGAUCUCAGAUGCUUCUUGUGAUGAUGUACCUAAACCAAAUUCUGCUGGACUGCAAAUUCGAAAUUAGCUGCUGCACAGCCAGCCCCUUGGACACAUAUCGAGUCCAACUUGUAUCUUAAUCGCAAUUGGAAAAGUCAGACAAUUGAUGAGGUUUCAGACAAUGGUUUUGCCACCGUAAGCGUCCUUCUGAUGCCAGUUUGGGCUGCAGUGAUCAGUAUUUGAAUUGGAUGCUUAAUGAAGAAUGUCUCAGAAGAACCUGCUCAUGUGGGGAACUUUGUUCAAACCAACAGGGAUCCAUCAACGAAACAUUCACCCCAGAUGAAGGAUGAACUGAUGCAGUAUGUUUAAUUCUCUUCUUCAGACACAAAUCGUGAGUUCAAAAGAAAGUUCGAAGAUUCACCCCUGUAAGCCCUGAACACUGUGUAUGUGUUCCUCAUCCUUUGGUUGAGGAAAGCAGCUGGUCCAUUCAGAACAUUACACAUGGGAGGAGGAGGGUACGUAUAUCACCUCUCAUCCAAUCCCUUUUCCUAUAAUCCAACAAGAACAUCAAAUUAGAGGAUAGAAUGGGAUCAAUCAUCAACCAGACAGUCAAUCAAAGCUCGAGGAGCGACUCCAUCUCCCCUGUAGAUACUCCUCCCAGGACAUGUUCAGUCGCUCUGUGCUGCUGAUCGACAUCGAUUCAUCGUCUAUAUCCUGCAGCGCAAGAUUAAUAUGAGACUGGAUGUUGCUGUUGCUUUGGAACACGGCUGCUUCAUCGUCCAAUCCCUCCAACUCCUCUGAAGUGCUGACCUGUGAUCUCGCCCACCGCAGCACAUCAUCAUUGUCACCUUGCAGCAGCUUCGACACCUGAGUCAAACAGCAUUUGAAUCCCUGUUGUUGCAGCAUAAGCACAAGAUGUCUCGAUCGGUAAAACCAGAUCAUGAGGAGGUCUUACAAGUGCUAUUUGGGGUCGAGAACGAGGGGCUCGUUUGAUGCAAAGGGAAGCAGCAAGCAUCAUCCGCUCCAACUCAGCUUUGUCAUAGCAAGUUCCUAAACAUGGAUCCACAAGCUCCUUGACUUCUCCAGCUUGAAGAAUUCGUGUUGCCUGCAAUCAAGGCCGAAAUCAGCCAACUGCAGGAUGGUGAGACAACAAAACAACACUGUGAUCAAUCACCCAUACAUAUCUCAAUAUGGGAUUGAAACAUAGAAGAGCAGGAUACCUGCGGUUCGAAGUCUUCAGAAAGGAGGAUGUUGGAGGACUUCACAUCUCGGUGGAUCACGGGCUGCAUAUUGCCGGCACCACCGUGCAGGUAAUCCAGUGCCUCGGCAGUGCCCGCUGCCACCUUGAACCUCUCAGCCCAACUCAAAGUAUGCUUGUUGGAACUCUCACCUGACAUCGAUCAAUGAUUCCGAGUUCAAGACACAGUGGCAAGACCCUGCAAAUUGAACUGGUAAUGGAUGUAAACCUACCAUGAAGGUUGUCCUCUAAGCUGCCUCUUGACAGGAAAUCAUAGACCAACACAAGGUCUUUGUUCUCGAAGCAGAAUCCAAACAGCGAAAUGAUGUUCUUGUGAUGCAAGGCUGUGAUGAUCUCAAUUUCUGAUAUGAAUUCAUUCAUUACAUCUUCAGAGUGCUUCAGAAUCUUCACUGCCAAUUCCUUGCCAUCAGGAAGACAGCCCUUGUAAACACGGCUGCUGCCUCCCUUACCUAUCAGUUGCUCUGUAGUGUGUGUUAUAUCAGCAAUCAGAUCAAAGGAUGACAACAUUAACAGAGAGAUGACCAAAGAAGGGUGGAACUGAACCUGGUGAGAAGUCGGACGUCAUGCGACCGAGUUCCUUGUAGCUGAACAAUCUGCAAAUCGAUGAGUACUUCUCACGAAGAUGUUCCAGUUCCUUUGGAAUCUUGUGUUCUUCCUUGUGAAGGAGAGGCGAAGAAGUGUCUUCUGCAGGAACUACUGCGCCGCUUUCUGCAUCGCGUCUGUGAUAGGCUCUUGCAUCAGAAUUCACAGGCCGGUGGUCAGGAUGAACUGCGCAAGUCGCUGAGAACCGGCUCGGCAGCCGCAUCGCCCACUGAACCACCGACGAUCCAUCAGCUGAAGCAGUUCGCCUGUUGGAUAGCAUGGCUUUUCUGAGAAGUGGCCAACCGGGUCUCGCUUCCGACGAGUCCGCAGAGAGAAGACAAAUGCGACUGGCAGGAGCCUCAGGUUUCUUUGCAGGAACCGAGGCCACGGAUUGAUUUCUCUGAAGAGAACCCCUGUCUUUCCUGAUAUGAUUGUCGCAAUCUGAUUUGCUUCUCUUUAGAUUAGACAAGCAUCGAGGCGACGAACUCGAAGUUUUGGCUGUUGUUCCUGGUCGUUGCCCCUUCGCCACUGCCGACUUCACAGGUCUUCUGUUCAGGAGCUUUGUGUAGCUUCUGGUCAAGGCUUGUUGGCCUGCAGACACCACAGCCGCCGCAUUCUUGGCUCUGUUUUGGGCUGUAAUCGAUGGAAACGCAAUUUGAUUUAACUUCAUCGGGAGAUCAACACAAAAUUGAGCACAGCCCACCCGAUUGUUUCGAGAAUCGAACCAACCUGAGGACUGAGAAGCCGGCAGGGCUUCUCGUUUGAAGAGAGUCUUGCCGUUGCUCACCGCGAACACCGAGCAAGCUCGAGGCAGAUUCCUCGCACAGUACUUCGCGAUCGAGGUAGAUGAGUACCUAACCGAAUCGAUUGCGUGUGUAAACGAGGAUGAAACAAAUGGGAGGAGCAGAACAAAGAGGCAGAUUACCCGAUGCCGUGACUGUUCUUGGCUACGCCCACAACCAGGUUGCUGGCUCCGUAGGCGAUGGCCUCGCUGACCAAGACCUUGCGGAUGGAGGAGCCUCGGGCUAUCUUCAUCUUCAAAUCAACCUAUCUAGCACCGUCACGAUGUGAUUCAUCAGGAAGAAGAUGCACCAGAGAAAGGAUCGAUCGUGAGAAGGAGCAGCAGAAGGCGACCUGUUUCAGGUUGCAGAAUCCCUCGUAGACGGCGAGCAUGGCUUCGAACGCUUUGACGAUGGACAGCAGGGAAGAGCAGCCGAGGGACGCAUCCGACGAGUCUACAGCAGUGAGGUGGUCAGAAGGAGCAGGAGAAGCCAUGAAGAGAACCAAUCGGAGCAGGGAGUGGUACCGGAAGGGGUGGAGGGGAGGACGUGGAGGGCGAAGACGCGAUCGCCGGCGUCGGCGAUCUUCACGAGGGACCAGGUGAGUAGCUCACGGCUGUCGGCGUCCAUCUUGAUGCCCACCAACACCGUCUUCCCUCCUCCCUCAUCUUCGUUCUCCUUCUUCUUCUCCUGCAACUCUCUUCCUCCUCUUUCCUGCAUCACCGAGGUGGCCCUUCUUCUUCUUCUCUUCCUCCUCGAUCUCCACCUCUCUUACCUUGUCACCCUGUUUUCUGAUCUGCUUUCCUGUUGUCAGCGAUUGAGCUGCAUCGAGGACUUGCUCUGCUUCGCAAGGUCUGAGAGAUCUCGGGUGGGCUCGUACGGCGAGGGGGGAAGGUAGGGACGGGAGGGAUGCGCUGCGUGAAUAGAUAUACCAUAUUUUUGGUUCGAUCGCAUCCAAGCCUAAUUCUAAGUGAAGCAUCUGUUCUCUCAUCCCGUCCGUUCACUCGUGUGAUCAUCCCCGAUUUAGAUGUGAUCGCUCUGCAGUAAUUGGACAGGACAGGAUAGGAUUUCGAGUUUAGCAAUAAGCUUAUUUUCCUGUGCAUUUUAAUUAAAAUAAUAAACUCUCUUCGGUCUUCAAGAAUAAGAAAAGAAGAAUACAGUCCGUCAUUGCUCGAAAGCAGUGCAGUGCGAUAUGCUUCAAGCAAUAUAUAAUACAAAUGCAUGGUCACAUCACUACGUAAACUUGGGGAUUCACCGCAACUUGGAUCUCGUUUUGAUGUUAAGAUAUUGUGUGGCGUGGCUGCUAUGCUGGCUUUCUAUUUCAUCGUAGUUGACCCGUCUGGAAUCAGACGGCUCUGAGCGACCCGGAAAGCGUAAGAGACACCUCCCUGACAUCUGAAAGCUAUGGCCUUUCUUGCAGAGAGAGAGAGAGACAGAGAGAGAGGAGGUCGAGGAAGAGUGACGCCAAGUGCUUUAAAUUUCCACCCCGCGCUUCGAUUCAAUAUUCCUCACAAUAAUGAAACAUGAGAUGUGUCAAGUUGUCGUCUUCCAUUGGAUUGAGUUGCCUCGGGAAGUGCAAUGAUGAGCGCCGCGGCCGCAAGGAGCAGCCCUUGUUUUCCGCCAAGUCUUCUUCCCUGGCUAGGCCUCGAUCUCCGCCCCCGUUGGCUUCUCCGCCGAAUCCCACGCCUGUUCACGUGAGAGUCGGGCCUACGCCUUCCUCCAGUCUCCCCUCGACGCCGCUCCAUCAUGUGACCCCGGUGACAUCGACCUCCCGCACCAAAGGCGGGGCAGAAAAGGAACCGGGUGGCGUGGCGGCCACCCAUACGUGACAGAGACAGAGACCAGCAGCACGCCAACUGUUUGUUAAUAUGCCGUGCCGAAACGAAAGCCUUCGUGAGCAUGUGGGCGGUGCCGCAAGCGACCCAUGUUACUGGGAACAUGCCUUUCCUUGAUGUCACCGGGAGGAGAUGUCCAUCAAAGAUUGAGGCAUUGCAUGUGCUGCAGAGGAUGACAUUUGGGGGGCAAUUAAUUGGAUUCUCGGAGUGCAUUGAACAGAAUUAAGUGCUCGGGUUGUCACUUUCUAUGGCACGUAAAUGGUCAUUUGUCCGCAGUCCGAAGUGACCAUAUGCGCGCAAUGACAGAAUGUACAUAAUUUUAUGCGGUCUAUUUAUUCUUAUGUCAUUAUGAUUUCA